CCCAGCCCCCCUGCAGCAGCAGCGAGGCCUCGGCGCGGGAGGAGGAGGAGGAGGAGGAAGAUGAGGACGAGGAAGACGAGGACGGGACCGGCUCGGAGGCCUCGGAGGACGCGGGGCCCCCCCGGCAGCUGAACGGGGAGGGCCGGGGGGGGCCCCCCCUGCGCCCCCCGGGGCAGCCGCCCUCCGAGCGGCCCCCCCAGCCCAAGGCCUGCGCCCCGGGGGAGGGGGGCUGCCAGCACAUGGCCCCCCUCAAAAAGGAGGGGGCCUUCGGGCAGCCCGACAGAGCAGUGUCCCCGGCGCUGGCGGGGGCUGAGCCCUCGGUGCCGCUGUCCCCGGGCAGGCCGGGCCCCCAGGCUGCCGAGGGGGCCCCGUUCAGCUGCACGGCCGGGCGCAAGGACAAGGCCGUGGACCCGGUGGAGUGGUCGGUGCGGGACGUGGUCGAGUACUUCACCGAGGCCGGCUUCCCCGAGCAGGCCGGGGCCUUCCAGGAGCAGGAGAUCGACGGCAAGUCGCUGCUGCUGAUGCAGAGGGCCGACGUGCUCACGGGGCUCUCCAUCCGCCUGGGCCCCGCGCUCAAGAUCUACGAGUACCACGUGAAGCUGCUGCAGCGCAGCCACUUCCAGGACGAGGAGCCCCCCCCGGAGCCCUUCCCGGCCUGAGAGACCCCCCCGGACCCGCGGGGACCCCCCCGGACCCGCAGGGACCCCCCCGGACCCGCGGGGACACCCCGGUAUCCGGGAGGGCUCCUCCCUCCCCCCGCUGCUGCACACAGAGACUUUGGGGGGUGGCUGGGGGUCGGGGGGGUCCGACCCCUUUUUGGGGGGGGUCCCACCCCUUUUUGGGGUGUCCCACCUCUCUUUAGGGUCCCACCUCUAACUUGGGGGGUCCUGCUCUCAUUUGAGGGGUCCCACCUCGCUUUGAGGGGGUCUCAUCUCUGUUUUGGGGGGGGGUCCCAUCUCUCUUUGGGGGUCCCACCCCUAUUUUGGGGCUCCCGCCCCUCUUUGAGGGGUCUCUCUUUUGGGGGGACACCCCUCUUUUUGGGGGGUGUCACCCUUCAUUGGAGGGGCUUCUCUUUGGGGGGGUCAUUUCUCCUUUGGGGGGUCCCACCCCUCUUUUGGGGGGCUUCCCCUUGGAGACCCCUCUUUCAGGGGGGGUCACUUCUCUUUAGAGGGGUCCUCCCCUCUCUUUUGGGGGGGUCACCCCUCUCUUUUGGGGGUCUCCUCUCUCUGGGGAGCACUGGGAGUGGGGACACCCCGCUCCUUGUGGGGUCACCCCUCUUUUGGGGGGUCCCUCUGGGGGCGGGGUCACCCCUCCUUGAGGGAGCCCCCUUUUUAGGGGAUCCCCCUUUUCUUGGGGGGGAUUUUUACCGC
Messenger RNA from Onychostruthus taczanowskii (white-rumped snowfinch), 1370 nucleotides. Its product is annotated as atherin-like. Lineage: Eukaryota; Metazoa; Chordata; Aves; Passeriformes; Passeridae. The record is from RefSeq and is a predicted model, not a curated record. The transcript has 4 exons. Gene Ontology annotation, molecular function: protein binding. Bases 240 to 659 code for a protein of 139 amino acids.